Messenger RNA from Seriola aureovittata, 1445 nucleotides. Its product is annotated as protein NATD1-like. The record is from RefSeq and is a predicted model, not a curated record. NCBI's taxonomy places the organism in Eukaryota, Metazoa, Chordata, Actinopteri, Carangiformes, Carangidae. The transcript has 4 exons. The coding region runs from base 172 to 465 and encodes 97 amino acids.
UUUUGAUCUGAAAUAAUGUAAUAAUCGCAUUUAACAACUCUGAAAACGGUCAAAGAAGAACAAAAAAAAAUGUUACACCACUGUGUAGAAGUCAAGUAAAGACUCACUGCUGUAACUCUCCGAGUUAAGUAUUUUCCGACACUCAGUACUUUAAGCUCCAGCUGCAGGUUGAUGGUGGAACAUGACCGACAGAACCAGCGCUUCACCGUCACACCGGGCAGCGGAACCGGGGCCCAUGAAUGUGCGGUGCUGAACUACAGAUUCACUGGGGAGAAGGAGGUGGAUCUAAUGUCGACCUAUGUACCAGAGACGUUCAGGGGCCAAGGUGUUGCUGCACUGCUGUCUCAGGCUGCCAUGGACUAUCUGGUUGAAGAAAACCUCAAGGCUCAUGUCUCCUGUUGGUACAUAAGGAAAUACAUUGAGGAACACCCGUUGCAACAUUUAAAGGACCUCAUCAUCACUUGACUUCAGCUUAUUUGUCCAACUAUAGCCUGAACUGCUACCUCAAGUCAACUACAAGCUCAUACCUCACUGUACAACACUAGAGGCCAAAGGGAUGAUGUAAAGCGACUAGUUGAUCUGUGCAGUUAAAUGUUGUAGUUAUGAGUGAUGAUUCUUUUUCUCUGGAAUUGUCUGAAGUUUCAUAUUAUAGAAAUAAUUGAUCAGACCUGUCAAAGUCAGGCAUAGUAUAAUUCAAUUUUAUUUUGAUGAUCUGAAACCAGCAAAUUUGUGCGUUAUUCUUAUUAGAUUGCUCUUUUUAAUCUUGUAUCUGUAUAUAUGUUAUAUUUUCUCACAAACUUGAUAAUAUUUAUUAAUUAUUCAGUGUUGUGACAACACAUUAAAAUGUUAAUCAAGGCUUAAUGUUUAGAAAUAUUGACAACGUAUGCACCGUUUUUUAUGACAAAUUUUGUGACUAAUAUUUAGCCAGAGUAGAACUUUGUGUUUGUUGACAAUUAAGGCAUUAACCUUUCUUUUUUAAGUAUUAGGAGGUUCAAAAUGAAAGGUUAAUUAUCAUUAUGGGCAUCUAGUCUGACUGCCUGAAAUUAAGGCCAUGAAACUUCAAUCCUCUGACCAAAGUUCUGUUUUUUAAUCUCAAAGGAAGAGAGAACACACCUGGGCUUUUGAAUCUGAAAGAACAAAUAGAGAUUAAAAAAAUGUAAGGGGGUGUCAUAAGACACUGUAAUUUUCCUUUAGCUACGACCUCACCAUGAGCCUAGAGUCUCAGAUGAAAUCAGCACAUGUUGGGCGAGCACAGUAUAUCUUGGAUUCUCGUCACCUAACGAGAUUAGUUCUGCCACCACAGCAGCAGAGGGGACUGCAGCGUUCGAGCAAAACACAGCAUCCGGUCGGCUGCAGGGGGGCGGAACCAGAUGAUGAGAGAUCAGCCGCUACAGGAGGAUGUAGUGACUGAGCUUCUGACUUUAACAAUAAAGGUUUUAAGUGAA